Hyaloscypha bicolor E is the source of this 957-nucleotide messenger RNA. RefSeq lists its product as uncharacterized. The transcript is spliced from 7 exons. Lineage: Eukaryota; Fungi; Ascomycota; Leotiomycetes; Helotiales; Hyaloscyphaceae. The record is from RefSeq and is a predicted model, not a curated record. Gene Ontology annotation, molecular function: arylformamidase activity. The coding region runs from base 1 to 957 and encodes 318 amino acids.
AUGGACAUUGCCAUGCAGAAAUUCCCCAAUGGCAUUCCUACCUUAGAGGAAGUAAAGAAAUUUAACGGCGCAGACCCAUAUCCGGAAACGGCAUGGAUAUGGGGCAAAGAUGACGAAAUUGGACGCAUCAACCUCUUGACCCCAGCCCGCAUCCUCUCUGCACAGAAAUCGGAGAUUAGAGACGGAGAUACUGUGUCUCUUAAUUGGCCCAUGAAUUUACCAACCAAGCCAGCGUUCGGACGCGCUCCUUGCCAACACCGUGUUGCAAACCAUCCCGAUGGACCCAUGGUUUUUGACGACUGGCUGGAUAUGAACAUCCAGUCUGGAAGCCAGUGGGAUGGCUUCCGCCAUUAUGGACAUCAAACCCAGGGAAGAUUCUACAACGAUCUCACGCCCGAGGAAGUGCUUUCCGGCACAAGAUGUGGUAUCCAAGCUGUCUCAAACCACGGGAUCGUAGGUCGAGGCGUGCUGCUCGAUUACUACAGCUGGUGUCAACAAACCGGCAAACCAUACGAUCCGUUCACUUCUCACGCUAUUCAGCUCGAAGACUUACUCGCCGUUGCCAAAGCGCAGAACGUGAAGUUCCAGGUUGGUGAUAUUUUGCUGAUUCGAAGCGGAUAUACGGCUGCUUAUUAUGAGUACGAGAAGUCUGACCCGAAGAAGUUGGAUGAGGCGGGGUCUCUGCAUCCGACUUUGGCGGGGGUUGCGCAAACGGAGGAGAUGAAGAGUUGGUUGCAUGAUUCGUAUUUUGCUGCUGUGGCUGGAGACGCACCAGCCUGGGAAUGUUGGCCACCGAAGCAGUGGGCUCUGGGAGUGCUUAUUGGAGAGAUGUUUGAUCUUGAGGCACUUGCGAAGCAAUGUAAGGAGAAGCAGAGGUGGUCGUUCUUUUUCAUGAGUACCCCUUUGAACAUGCCUGGUGGAAUUGCAAGCUUUGCAAAUGCAAUUGCUAUUUAUUAA